Messenger RNA from Neodiprion fabricii, 3405 nucleotides. Its product is annotated as metabotropic glutamate receptor 6-like. The transcript has 16 exons. Gene Ontology annotation, molecular function: group II metabotropic glutamate receptor activity. Bases 336 to 3203 code for a protein of 955 amino acids. Gene Ontology annotation, biological process: G protein-coupled glutamate receptor signaling pathway; regulation of synaptic transmission, glutamatergic. The record is from RefSeq and is a predicted model, not a curated record. Lineage: Eukaryota; Metazoa; Arthropoda; Insecta; Hymenoptera; Diprionidae. Gene Ontology annotation, cellular component: membrane.
CGUUUGCAAAGGACGCGAGGAAAGUGUUUCGGUGAAUCAACGCGAGCGAAAAUCCCUAUUUAUCAUAAAAAUUCUAACAGAGUAAUCGGUUAUACGACGCACGGUGAAAUCAUGUGAAGCUAUAACGCGAUAACAAUUUAUCAGGCUCUCGUUCCGGAAGCUCGCGACGCGUUUAACCCACGGGUAACUUUAUUUCCGGUGCAAAAUUCGCUCUGGUAAUACAGCAUAUAAUAUUCGCAGGCCGCGCGCAGGGAGAGAAUUGCGUUAAACUUUAACACAGUUCGAAAAUUAAUGAUACCUGGAAGAGCGAUGACUUAAGAGAAGACAGAAAAAAAAUGACACGAACGCGGUUUACGCUGUUGAUACUUCUCGCCGCAGCAACCGAUGCCAGAGUUGCAGGCAUGCAGCCUUACUUGAACAUGUCCGGCGACAUUACACUCGGGGCACUUUUUCCAAUUCACAGAAAGGGAAGCGACGGCGAAGACUGCGGACGAAUUCAAACCGAGGAUGGCAUACAGCCGUUGGAAGCGAUGCUGUACACCUUGCAGCAGAUAAAUCAGGACCCAGACAUUUUGCCAGGCAUAAAGCUCGGCGCCUUGGUCUUUGAUUCCUGCGACAAUCCGAGCCACGCUUUGAAGCAGGCUCUCUACUUUGUCAAAGGAUUCAUCGCUCAUGUCAACACCUACCAUCAACAGGAGUUUCACUGUCUCGACGGAAGUGCACCGAAGUUUCUUGGCGGUGGAUUCGACAAAGUCGUUGCCGUAUUGGCGGCUCAGUCAAGCUCAGUGACGAUACAGGUUGCCUCGAUGCUGAGACUUUUCGCCGUCCCCCAGAUAUCUUACAUGGCGACGUCGCCUUCGCUCAGCAGCAAGGAUAAAUUUCCACACUUUUUCAGGACCGUUCCAAGCGACGUUAACCAGGCUCACGCGAUGCUGGAAAUACUCAAGGAUUUCGGGUGGACCUACGUGUCGAUAGUUUACUCCGACACGGAGUACGGAAACCACGGAUACGAGACCCUCGACUCUUUGGCGUCGAAUUAUUCCAUCUGCUUCAGCGCGCCGCACAGGAUAAACAAGGAACAAUUUUCCGACGAAGAUUACGACGGAGUCAUUCGCACGAUAACGAACAAAACGGAAGUCCGAGUCGUCGUCCUCUUCGCCGAAAAGUCGACUACCCUGCGGGUCCUGGAGGCUGCGAGACGCGUCGGUGUCGGGGAGCGGUUCGUCUGGAUCGGAAGCGACGCGUGGUCGACGGCAAAUCACAAGGAGGUGAUGACCGCGCGUUCGGACGAGCUCCAGGUAGACGAGAUGACCGUUCUCGAGGGCGCUUUGGCGGUCCAGCCUCUGUCAGGACGGAUGUCAGGGUUCGACGAGUACUUCACGAAUCUGACCCUCGACCACAAGGCCGUCAAUCCGUGGUUCUCCGAGUUCUGGGAGGAGUACCAUCACUGCGACCAGGAGGGAGAGCCUGCCCAUGACAAUCAAACCAUGCCGCAGGUCUCUUUAUUCCCGAGGGUCAGUCUGAGUCCAGAUACUAGUUGCACAAGUCCGCGGCUUACGAUCGAGGAAGCCAACGGCUACAAGCAGCAGAGGUUUCUCCACUUUGUCAGGGACGCAGUUUACGCUGUUGCUUACGCUCUUCACGAUUUGCAUCAAGUAAGAUGCGGCAAGAACUACACCGGGAUUUGCGACGAUAUGCGGCACAUCGACGGUGAAACGAUAUCCGCCUACUUGUCGAACGUAUCGUUCAACGACGAAGCUGGAAAGAAAUUCCGUUUCGUUCACAACGUUGACGGGCCUCCCAGAUACUCGAUUUUGAAUUACCAGAAAGUCAAGAAGGGUUCCUAUCAUUGGGUCGUGAUCGGCAACUACACGCAGGAUGACAACGGCGCACCGUUGCUCUACAUCGAGAAGGGCUCGAUGAAGUUCCGAGGGCAAACGGAAGGCGGACGCGAGUUCUUUCCAAACUCGACUUGUGCUCAGCCGUGUCAAAUCGACCAGGUAAAGUUCAGGGAACGGCUGGAUCCGUGCUGCUACAAGUGCAGGAACUGCGGUCACUACCAGGUGAAACUGGGCGAGCACCGUUGCGAGGACUGUCUGGAGGGAACGCGGCCAACACCGAACAGGACCUUCUGCGAGGACAUUCCGGAGGACUUCAUCGACUAUUCGAGUCCUUGGGCGAUAGCCGCGAUGGCGGUCGCGAGCUGCGGGAUCCUGGUCACCCUCUUCGUGCUCUUCGUAUUCUGGAUAUACAGCGAGACCCCCGUGAUCAAGGCGUCGGGACGCGAGCUGUCCUCCCUCCUUCUUCUCGGCACCCUCGUCUCGUUUCUGAUGACCUUUGCGGUUGUCGCCAAACCGGACAGCGGUACCUGCACCAUAACCAGAUUCGGAAUCGGACUGUGCUACACUCUUUGCUACGCGGCACUUGUCACCAAGACCAACAGGAUACACAGGAUAUUCAACAACAUGACGCACAGUCCGCACAAGCCCAGAUACACGAGUCCCAAGUCCCAGCUGAUAAUAACGGGUCUCCUCACAUCCAUCGAAGUCGUGAUAAACGCGGUGUGGCUGAUGAAGGUCCCACCGUCGGUGAAUCACAUUUACCCCUCAAGAGACGUCAGGCUGAGGAUAUGCAGGGGGCUGGAGGACCGUUCUUACAUGGUGGGGUUGAUCUACCCGUGUUUCCUGAUCGUGAUCUGCACCCUUUACGCGGUGAAGACGAGGAAGUGCCCGGAGGGUUUCAACGAGACGCGUUACAUAGCCUUCACCAACUACACGACCAUCAUACUCUGGCUCGCCUUCGUCCCGCUCUACCUCGUCUCGACGAACAACGACAUCCGGGUCGUAACCCUGGCCCUGUCCCUCUCGCUGAGCGGGUUGGUUCAGCUGGCCUGUCUCUUCUUCCCGAAGGUCUACAUCGUGCUUAUGAAGCCCGAGAAGAACACCAAGGAAUUGGUGAUGGCCCAGCACAGGAGCUCUUCGUACCUCGCUGCGCCCGCGACUCCCGUCGUUGUCCUUAACGAGAACGGUGUAAGCUCCUACGUCCACGGUAGCGAUUCGUCGAUAAAGACGGGCGGCGGUGGGAGUGACGCCUCGACCUUGAACCUUUGGAAAAUCAAGCCGAUCUUGAAAGACCAGAGCAUCACUUCGGCGGCCCUUAAUGCCAAGGAUACGUUGAAGAAUUUACAAAUCAGGACAAUGUGAAUAUUGGAUGAUGUUUGAUUGAAAUAUUUAGAGUUAAUUGUAUGAUAGGAAGAAUUGAAGUUAAGUGAGUAUAACUGAGGCCAAAUCAAAGUCAACAAGUACAUAUCGCUAAGCUAAGUAUACACACGCAUGUAUAUAUAUAUAUGUAACGAGCAUCUACGUAAAUAUAAAAUAUCAGGUAACAAAUUAUUGAUAUUAUAUA